Colletes gigas is the source of this 1449-nucleotide messenger RNA. Its product is annotated as growth hormone-regulated TBC protein 1. Bases 170 to 1279 code for a protein of 369 amino acids. The record is from RefSeq and is a predicted model, not a curated record. NCBI's taxonomy places the organism in Eukaryota, Metazoa, Arthropoda, Insecta, Hymenoptera, Colletidae. The transcript has 7 exons.
AGGAACGAACUUGGAAAUCUAGUCAGAAAUUUUUAAAAAUUCUAUUUGAAAGGUAUUAGAAAACAAUUAAAUAGUAACUUCUGAUUUAGUACAUGGAAUUGAAUCGUAAAAGAGAUAACAGAUAUAAUCGCUAUGAUGUGUCAACGAUAUUAGUUAAUACAUUUCGACGAUGAUAAUGCAAAGUAAUAUUAAAAUCCACAAGGGUAUGCUGAACACCCUAUAUACAGCAGAAAUUAUAUGUCAGCAUCGUCUCGUGUGGGGUAUGGCAAGUUCAUGUUUUAGCAAUGUGGACGAGUAUGGCUUCGAAAGACCACAUGAUUUUGACUAUGAAACUUAUGAAGAUUUUAUCUCGGAGUACCUCAAAGUACUUGCUAAAAGAGCAAAGAAAUGGGCUGAAAUCAUUGGUGAAGGAAAAUCAUUACAGCGCAGUAUUACAAUAAAAAGAUACGUUCGUAAAGGCAUACCAAGCGAACAUAGAGGAUUAGUAUGGCUUUCUGUUAGUGGAGGAGAAGAUAUGAAGAAUGCAUCCCCAGAUCUCUACCAGAAAUUAUUACAAUCUUCUCAUAAUAAAGAAGUUGCAGAUAUUAUUAAAACUGAUCUACCAAGAACUUUUCCUGACAAUAUAUUCUUUAAUAACACAGAAAAUCAACAGCAUCAACUAUACAAUGUUUUACUAGCUUUUGCUCAUCAGAAUAAAACAGUAGGUUAUUGUCAAGGCUUAAAUUAUAUAGCAGGUUUGUUACUGCUUGUAACAAAAAACGAAGAAACAGCUUUUUGGUUGUUAAAGGUUCUAAUAGAAACAAUUUUACCUGAUUACUAUACACCAACCAUGAAUGGCUUGCUUACAGAUAUUGAUGUGCUUGCAGAAUUAGUCAAGAUAAAGAUGCCAGACGUUUAUGAGCAUGUCACGAACAUAGGCCUACCUUGGGCAGUCAUUACAACAAAAUGGUUUAUUUGUUUGUUUGCAGAAGUCUUACCAAUCGAGACAACGCUGCGUAUAUGGGACUGUCUGUUUUACGAAGGCAGUAAGAUUAUAUUUCGUGUUGCAUUGACUCUGAUAAAAAGGAACAAAUGCAACUUGCUUGCGUGUCAGAAUUUUACAACAUUAGCUGAAUGCUUUAAAGAAAUAACAAAGGACAGUAUUGUUUUAAAAUGUCAUGACUUCAUGCAGAGUAUAUUUAAAGUACCGGGAUCACUGCCUGGUAGUACGAUUCUAAAAUUACGAACAAAAAUAUCGCGACAACGCAUAGAACAAAAAGAGAGCAAAUUAGGACGAUAGUACUAAGAAAAAGAUUCUGUCCACUGAAAUAUUCUAGUCAAUAUAUUGUUUUUUUUUUUUUAUAAUUAUUACAAAACGAGUAUGCUGCGUAAGAUUGUAUUAUAAUGUUACGUCUACAGAGUUCCUGUAAAUAUAAAUUUAACACGAAAAGGUAAGACAAUAUACCGGAU